AUGAGCACGACGACACUCACACUAUUCGGCCUUGUGGUCCUGGCCUCAAUAGCGACGGCCCAACAAUUCCCAAAUUUCCCGGGUAGCGGCAACGGAAAUGGAAAUGGCAACGGCAAUGGGAAUGGCUUCGGUGGAAACUUUGGCAAUUUCGUAGGCUUCAACAUCACAGAAGCGAUGCACAUUCGGAGGAUUCACGGAGUUCUUGCCACGAUCGCCUUCGUCAUCGUGUUUCCCGUCGGCUCGGUUGCGAUGAGACUCGUCCCUGGACGCUUUGGCUGGAUCGUGCAUGCUCUUAUUCAGAUGGCCGGCUUCGUCCUCUACAUCGCAGCAGCGGCCCUGGGUAUUCAGCUGACUCAGAUGGUCAGACUUGGUGGCACCAGCCUGUUCGAGAUCAGCACCAUCAACUUUCACCCUAUCAUCGGUCUCGUCCUCCUGGCCAUUUUCUUCUUCCAGCCCAUUUUCGGUUACAUCCAUCACGUGCAGUUCAAGAAGUACGGUCGUCGCCAAUUUUGGUCUUACCUGCAUCUCAUCAUCGGCCGUCUUCUGAUCCCGCUCGGCAUUAUCAACGGUGGUCUCGGACUGUACAUUUCCAACUCCCCCAGAGAAUUCAAGAUCGCCUACGCUGUACUCGCCGCCAUUCUCGGCGUGGCUUGGAUUCUGGUUGCUGCUAUCAGUGAAUUCCGUCGCAGUCGCCAGCCUCGUCAAGUUGUGGUAGAGGAUGACAAGAGAGGUGUGCAUGCCCCGAUCCCCCUCAACCCUGUUGGCGACGCCAGCCGCGGCUCCUCGGUCUCGGAUCCUUAUCGCAAGGUUUAA
This is a messenger RNA of Colletotrichum siamense, 813 nucleotides long. RefSeq names its product Cytochrome b561 and DOMON domain-containing protein. The record is from RefSeq and is a predicted model, not a curated record. NCBI's taxonomy places the organism in Eukaryota, Fungi, Ascomycota, Sordariomycetes, Glomerellales, Glomerellaceae. Bases 1 to 813 code for a protein of 270 amino acids. The transcript is spliced from 3 exons.